Phialemonium atrogriseum is the source of this 1147-nucleotide messenger RNA. RefSeq names its product ADP-ribosylation factor family-domain-containing protein. The transcript is spliced from 4 exons. Bases 290 to 832 code for a protein of 180 amino acids. Gene Ontology annotation, cellular component: Golgi apparatus; cytoplasm. NCBI's taxonomy places the organism in Eukaryota, Fungi, Ascomycota, Sordariomycetes, Cephalothecales, Cephalothecaceae. The record is from RefSeq and is a predicted model, not a curated record. Gene Ontology annotation, molecular function: GTPase activity; GTP binding. Gene Ontology annotation, biological process: intracellular protein transport; vesicle-mediated transport.
CCCUGUCUCUAAUGAAUAGAAUCAGACCAAAGGUGCAAUAUCUGCGAUCCUUUCUUCUCUUUCCCCUUCGUUAAACUGGAGCUUCAGUAGCAGCGAGAUACGAACCACGAUCAUUCUGGGGAAAAGAGAAACGGGCGUUUGGAUCCGGACUCCUUUUAUUUCUUGAAACGGCGCUGCCAAUCCCACUGGCGCAUUUGUCACGCGCUCAAACCUUGCGCCCUCUCGACUCGGCUCCGCCAAGACAACGUUCUCUCAUCACAGCAAAGUUUCUUCCCGCAAGUGGUUCGCGAUGGGUCAGAGCGUGUCGUGGAUCUCCAGCUUGCUCUGGGCCAAGAAAGAAAUAAGAAUUCUCAUCUUGGGCCUGGACAACGCUGGAAAGACAACGCUGCUGUACAGACUGAAGAUCGGCGAGGUUGUGACGACAAUACCAACGAUAGGAUUCAACGUCGAGUCGGUCACGUACAAGAACCUCAACUUCAACGUGUGGGACCUCGGCGGGCAGACGAGCAUCCGGCCAUACUGGCGCUGCUACUACGCGAACACGGCGGCCGUCAUAUUCGUCGUCGACUCGACCGACAUUGAGCGGCUACAGACAGCCGCGGACGAGCUCGCCGCCAUGCUGAACGAGGAGGAGCUCAAGGACGCGGCGCUGCUGGUCUUCGCCAACAAGCAGGAUCAGCCGGGGGCCAAGGGGGCGGCUGAUAUCUCGCAGGCGUUACGGCUGGGGGAGCUGCGGGACAGGAACUGGAGCAUCAUGGCAUGUUCGGCGGUGGACGGGAGCGGUGUGAGCGAGGGCAUGGACUGGCUGGUGCAAACGGUAUCGCAAGAUUAAUAAACCGGAGGGGGGAUGGCCCUUGUAUAACACCUACGCAUGAUCUGCAUUCUACAUUCGUUAUUACAUACUACUAUGCCGAACCUUGGGUAUGUUCAGGGAUGGUACUGUAUGGUCCAGCAUCGGCGUUUUUUAGGGCGGGAAACGGUUGCCCUCGAGGUUGAUUGACAGACAGCCUGCUCGCCUUCGAGGGCGGAUCUUGCAUCAGAGUUGGAAUGGCCUUUUGCACACGUACGCAGGAUUAUAAGUUUUAAUGGAAGCCUCGACAUUACUUCAAGCUCGACUUUAGGGGAUUCUGGUCCUUGCUUCGAAGGC